GUUUUGUAAAUUUUCUUUCAUUUCGCAGUGUUCUUCUACACCAAAACACACACUACACACACUCAUCGUCUUUUUAAAGCCUCGAGUAUAAGGAAUUGAUCUUUCUGGGCUCAUUCUACAACCAGUUUCAGGAGCAAAGAGGCAAAUGCCUGGCACUUCGGUUCAACCACUUCAUGGCAUUGUCAAGGAAGAGCCCUUUAGCAUACUUCCGUAUAUUGAUGAGAAGCCAUGUUUGGACGCGAUGAACACAAACUUUGUUUCCAAUAGACAAAGAUCAAAGUUUCAACCUGGAUCCAGCAAUGGAACAGCUGAAGUGGAUGAUAUUGAAUAUUACACAAUCUCUGGGAUGAAGCCGUAUUUUGAUCUGAUUCUAGCAAAGACACAUGUCAAUCAUCCAUUUCGAGUGAACCUCCCAGGCAGGAUGGUGCCUGAGCUUCCUUUUGAAUUGGUCCCUAUGGUUCUCAUUUCUUGUGGCAAGAGAUGGGAGACGUUUUACCAUGGAGACGGCUCAGCAAAAAGAUUUGGCUGGAAAAGAUUUGUAAUGGAUAAUGAUCUGAAAAAAGGAGACUGCUGUUUCUUUGAGCUCAUGGAAUGCAGCAAAACGAACAUCGUAUUUAAGGUUAUUAUCCUUAGAGGUUCCCUGCCUUUUGGUGGAGGACCUGAAGAUGGUGACACUCCAGAGACAGCAAUCUUUAUUGAAUAGAUCAAUUCAUUGGAUUAUACUUGGAGUUUCUAUUUACUGAUUAGCAUCCUAUCUUGAUGCCAAACAUUUCAGGCAUAACUUUGUAGAAGGACUUGAUGAAUUUACUUGUUUUUGUUGUCUGUUUAUAC
Messenger RNA from Coffea eugenioides, 831 nucleotides. Its product is annotated as B3 domain-containing protein Os04g0386900-like. The record is from RefSeq and is a predicted model, not a curated record. Bases 146 to 703 code for a protein of 185 amino acids. Gene Ontology annotation, molecular function: DNA binding. The transcript is spliced from 5 exons. NCBI's taxonomy places the organism in Eukaryota, Viridiplantae, Streptophyta, Magnoliopsida, Gentianales, Rubiaceae.